UUUUCAGAACGAACAACAUGUCUGGACGUGGCAAAGGAGGCAAGGGUCUUGGAAAGGGAGGCGCCAAGCGUCACCGUAAGGUGUUGCGUGAUAACAUCCAGGGCAUCACCAAGCCCGCAAUCCGUCGUCUGGCCCGCCGUGGUGGUGUCAAGCGUAUCUCCGGUCUCAUCUACGAGGAGACCCGUGGCGUCCUCAAGGUCUUCCUGGAGAACGUCAUCCGUGAUGCCGUCACCUACACCGAGCACGCCAAGCGCAAGACCGUCACCGCCAUGGACGUUGUCUACGCUCUGAAGCGCCAGGGCCGCACUCUCUACGGGAAAAUGCCGCCCAAAGGUGGAGGAAAAGCUGCCAAGAAGGCCGGUAAGGCCAGGCCCGCUGGAGCCAAGGGCAAGAGGAGGAGAAGGAGAAAGGAGUCCUUCGGUGUCUACAUCUACAAGGUCCUCAAGCAGGUGCACCCCGACACCGGUGUCUCCAGCAAGGCCAUGGGCAUCAUGAACUCCUUCGUCAACGAUAUCUUCGAACGUAUCGCUGGCGAGGCUUCCCGCUUGGCUCACUACAACAAGCGCUCCACCAUCAGCAGCCGGGAGAUCCAGACCGCCGUGCGUCUGCUGCUGCCUGGCGAGCUGGCCAAGCACGCCGUCAGCGAGGGCACCAAGGCCGUCACCAAGUACACCAGCUCCAAGUAAACUGCCUGACCGCCCGACCAGUACACCCCGGCCCUUUUCAGGGCCACCCACAUCUUCCAGAAAGAAUUAUAUCGAGUUAUCAUAUGGACAAGUGUUUUCUGUGCCUAUCG
This is a messenger RNA of Branchiostoma belcheri (Belcher's lancelet), 796 nucleotides long. RefSeq names its product histone H2B-like. The record is from RefSeq and is a predicted model, not a curated record. The transcript is spliced from 2 exons. NCBI's taxonomy places the organism in Eukaryota, Metazoa, Chordata, Leptocardii, Amphioxiformes, Branchiostomatidae. Gene Ontology annotation, molecular function: structural constituent of chromatin; protein heterodimerization activity; DNA binding. Gene Ontology annotation, cellular component: nucleosome. Gene Ontology annotation, biological process: nucleosome assembly. The coding region runs from base 18 to 686 and encodes 222 amino acids.